CCGGGUAUAAAUUCUGGUCAGUACCCUCCUGUCCCUGCAUUGUGAAACACUUUCCUGACUAACCUGCAGCGAAGGGAGCUGGAGCAGGGAGAAUGGCAUUCUCUGGGACGUGGCAGGUCUACUCGCAGGAGAACAUCGAGGACUUCAUGCGAGCUCUCUCUAUUCCAGAAGACGUAAUUAAGAUUGGAAAAGAUAUCAAACCUGUCAUUGAAAUUAAACAAACUGGGAACAGCUUUGUCGUGACAACCAAAACUCCCCGCCAGUCGGUCACCAAUGAGUUUACCAUUGGCAAAGAGGCUGAUAUCACCAGCAUGGAUGGCACAAAGUUAAAGUGCACAGUUCUGAUGGAAGACGGGAAGCUAGUGUGCAAACUGCCAAAGUUUCUGCACACACAGGAGGUGCAGGGAUCUGAAAUGAUUGAGAAGCUUACUGCGGGGACAACCACCAUGAUCAGGAAAAGUCACCGGACUUAGGCACAGCAGCAGCAGCUUGUGAUGUACUGAAAUAAAAGGAAUACUAAUCCUGCA
Messenger RNA from Mobula hypostoma (lesser devil ray), 527 nucleotides. RefSeq names its product fatty acid binding protein 10a, liver basic (gene fabp10a). Bases 93 to 473 code for a protein of 126 amino acids. NCBI's taxonomy places the organism in Eukaryota, Metazoa, Chordata, Chondrichthyes, Myliobatiformes, Myliobatidae. The transcript has 4 exons. Gene Ontology annotation, molecular function: fatty acid binding. Gene Ontology annotation, cellular component: nucleus; cytosol. The record is from RefSeq and is a predicted model, not a curated record. Gene Ontology annotation, biological process: fatty acid transport.